AUGGCAAUUGACAGUCUCUCUCUUGAUGGCAAGAUAGCCAUAGUUACUGGCUCUGGCCGAGAAAACGGCAUCGGCGCAGCUAUAGCCGUAACAUUGGCACGUAAUGGAGCAGCCGUCACCAUCCACUACGUGAGCGAUUCUGUGACCAAGAGAGCCCAUGCUGUCGCCCAAGGUAUAAGAGCAGAUGGCGGUAAAGCAGCUGUUGUCCAAACCUCGAUCGAAACCCCCGAGGGUGCUCAAUAUCUGGUUAACGAGACUUUAAGAGCAUUCAACACCGACCAUGUCGAUAUUCUUAUCAAUAAUGCAGGAGUACCACUCUUUGGCGAGACAUUGGCAGUCAACCCUCAACAAUUGACUGGAGUACUUGACGUCAACAUCAAAGGCCCAAUUUUUGUUGCUCAGGCUGUUGUACCUCUCAUUGCGCCCGGCGGUCGUAUUGUAAACAUUAGUUCAAUCGCGUCCAAGCUUGGUGAUGAUUACAUCCCAGUGUAUGGUGCUUCCAAGGCUGCUCUGGACAGUCUUACUUGGUCCUGGGCUAAGGAGUGGGGACGCAGCAAGGGUAUCACGGUCAAUGGAGUCGCCCCUGGCCCUGUCUUGACUGAUGCAAUUCCUGCAGCCAUAGCCGAUGAGUUCCAACGGCCCUCUAUCGAGAUCACACGAGCUGCUAAUAGGGCUGGUACUUCAAAGGAUAUCGCUGAUGCUGUACUUUUGCUGGUUUCUGAGAAAGCGAGAUGGAUUACGGGACAGUACAUCUCUGUUAGUGGUGGAGUCACCAACUGA
Messenger RNA from Fusarium oxysporum Fo47, 780 nucleotides. RefSeq names its product SDR family NAD(P)-dependent oxidoreductase. The transcript has 3 exons. NCBI's taxonomy places the organism in Eukaryota, Fungi, Ascomycota, Sordariomycetes, Hypocreales, Nectriaceae. The record is from RefSeq and is a predicted model, not a curated record. Gene Ontology annotation, molecular function: oxidoreductase activity. Bases 1 to 780 code for a protein of 259 amino acids.